Messenger RNA from Fusarium falciforme, 576 nucleotides. RefSeq lists its product as hypothetical. The record is from RefSeq and is a predicted model, not a curated record. NCBI's taxonomy places the organism in Eukaryota, Fungi, Ascomycota, Sordariomycetes, Hypocreales, Nectriaceae. The coding region runs from base 1 to 576 and encodes 191 amino acids. The transcript has a single exon.
AUGCGUCCUAAGCUCCGAGGGUGUAUCAACAACGACAUUUGCCCCUCGUGGCUUUGGAGCAUGCUCGAGGGGCUUGAUGAGGUUGAAGACGAAAGUCAGGAGGUGACCGAGGCGCAAGAAGAGGUUGCAAGAGCAAAGUAUGAAGAGUAUAAGAAGCAGUUUGCAGAAAACCACUACACUCGACGAUCGCCCCUAAUUCGCAAGAACUUUGGAGAAUUCUUGGAGACGGCACUUGAGGAUAUACCUCCCCCGGACUCGGAUGACAAUUCCGACGAUGAAAUUAGCUUGACGGAUGACGAUGAAGAGGAGGAACUUUCAUCUGAGACGGACUCUCUUGGCAGUCUUUCGGGCUCUAUGGAACCCAGCAGUGCUCCUCCUGGUUUGGGUGUCCACUUCGAGAUCAAUCCUGAACUGCUCUCCCAAGAAAACGUCCCUGCCAAGGAAGACAGCCCAGACCCAAAAAGCGAGUCUCCCUCGGCCGAAAAUCUGGCAGUGGAGUAUCGAGAUCUCAUAGCACCUAUCUGGGCUUUGUUCUUCCCGAACGACUCAGACCCUGAUACUGAAGUUUCUCAAUAA